AUGACUUCCAUUGCUGUGACGUAUCGAACGACGCUCGAUGGUGAGCUGCGCGCGUUCAUGAUAGCGCAGCUGAUAAAGUAUCUGCUCUUUAUGCGUGGGCAGAUCCCUUGUCUGUACGAUGAGUUGGUAAAGGUAGUUCAACGCAAUCAAGAGGAAGUGGGCCAAAAAUUAAGACGGCAACGACUGCCAAGCAGUGGCAGCUUAAAGAAGGCAAUCAAGUGUGUCGAAGCGAGUGAGUUGCUGCUAAGCGAGCAGAUCAACGCAGUCUUUUCGCUUCAGGUACAAAAGAUGGUGUUGGUGUUUGGACCGUCGUUGAUAAGUCCAAGGGAAGUCGUCAUUCUGGAAUUCAAGGAGCCCAAUACAAUGGUGGAAGAGGACAAAGCAACGAGUUGUUCUAUGAUUCACUCACCCGUGUCCAGCUGUGAGGCGCUCAAUCUAUCACCGACAAGAUCAAGGGCAAAGCUAAUGCAAAUGUGUACGAAGAAACUCAUGCGUGCAGUUUUCACCCAAGCAAUGGAGCAGUUUACCAGUCCAUUGUCUGCCACCAAAUUGCAUAUUGCGGUGCUUGCUGAGCGCCAGGCUGCUCGUAUCCCUGGUUUUCUUCCUAAACAAAACUUCAAACUUCGACUUCCAAAGAAAAAGCGAGCAUACAAUAUCGUGAUAACCGAUCGUGUUGACCGUACAAAGAUGGAUGACCAGUUUGGGGUCAACCAAGACCAAUCAAAUCGUACGAGCAACGGACAGUCGCAGUCGCCGUUUAUUGCACCACCUCACAAUUUGGAAUUCAUGUGGUAUGUGCUGGAAAAGCCUGUCCCUGGCUUUUCCGACGUUAUCACAACUGAUAGCAAACGUCAAAGAAAUCUAAGAUAG
Molecule: messenger RNA, 870 nt
Organism: Plasmopara halstedii
Lineage: Eukaryota; Oomycota; Peronosporomycetes; Peronosporales; Peronosporaceae
Exons: 5
Coding region: 1-870 (289 amino acids)
Biological process (GO): regulation of exit from mitosis
Cellular component (GO): nucleus
Source: RefSeq, a predicted model, not a curated record